Messenger RNA from Belonocnema kinseyi, 1502 nucleotides. RefSeq names its product EF-hand domain-containing family member B-like. The coding region runs from base 78 to 1487 and encodes 469 amino acids. The transcript is spliced from 10 exons. NCBI's taxonomy places the organism in Eukaryota, Metazoa, Arthropoda, Insecta, Hymenoptera, Cynipidae. The record is from RefSeq and is a predicted model, not a curated record.
CCAACCCAAAUGUGAUUUAUAUUUUUAAAUCUCUUUGUCAAAUAUUUUUAUUUCAAGAUAAAAAUUCCAAGGAGAAAAUGCCUUCCAAGCAUUUUUAUUCGGAAUCCACGGAUAAGAAGACGCCAAGGGAUACUUUAAAACCUACCUUAAAAAUAAAUAAAGAUUCUGAAAAAGCUCUAAGGAAACUUGAAACUGCCAAAGGAAUUUCAAAAGAUAAGGGCAGUGUUAAAGAUUGUUUACGUUCAAAAGAAAGUACCCCAUUUCAAUUAUUAAUGGCGGAAUUAAAAAACACGAACAUUAAUGGCCAUUGCAACAACGAAGUCGGCAGAACUCGUUAUCCAGUGCCUAACCUUCCGGCAGAAAUCGACCCUCAAAACAUGACAUUUGGACAAAUACGUAAACCUGAUGGAACUGUAGCGGAAGCUAUAAACCCAAUUGUUGAUCUCAACUUUGAUACUGAAAAAGAUUCGGCCGAACACAGAAUGUAUCUUAAAAGUCAUAAAGAUUAUUAUCCUUCUGAACAAAUUAACCGAGCAUACGAGAUUCCUUUCAAUAAGUUUAAUCGAUUUGGGAAACCAACUGGCGGAAGUUGGGAAGGAAAACGAAUCAAAAAAUUAAUGCACUGGAUUAAUACAGAUCCGGUGUCGAAAGUCAGUUGCCUUCAAGCAGAUUUUUAUAAUUAUGCACAACCUCGAGUCGGAGAAAUCAAAAAUGCCAAGGUUGCAAGUCUCUUAAUAAAUUGUACCUUUGGAGAAAGAAGUGAUAAGAAACACUUGGGCGUUUCAGAAACUUUAAAGGAAUGUCUUCCAAUCAAUCCACAAUUGUCCAUAGUUACAAAGUACCUCGAAGACGUAAACAAAUUACGAAAUAUUUUGAAGAAACGAAGAAUUUUAUUUUCUCAUGUUGAACAGGAAUUAAAUAACUUGGAUAAAGAAAAUUUAAGUUUAGUGAAUAUUAAUGAACUUUUUGCUGUACUAACAAAAUUUAGGGUAUUUCCGAAAAGACAAUUUUUUUGUGAAUUGUUAAAGAUGUUAAAAAUUUCUGAAAAUGACCGAGUAAAUUACAAGGAAGCAAUCAAUUUAUUAAACUGGAAAUGCGAUUUUCCAGAAAUUCCAAAAUUAGAAGUAUUGGAAUCUAAUUACUAUUUAACCACUUAUAAUGACACUAUAGGCAAUAUUCAAACAAAUCCCGAUUCAGUUAAAGAAUGUAUAAAAGAGUCACCUGGAAAAAAUCUUCAAUCAAAUAUUGGUGAAAUAAUUACACCAAAUAUAUUCACACAAUAUGGACUCUCAAACGAGGAUCUCUUGAAACCACUUUCAAAGCAAAAAGUUCUUUCAAUUCUCGAAAAAAUUGAAGAAAUUCCAAAAGAAAAACUGGAAUCUAUUUGGGAUGAAGGUCUUAAAGUGGAUGGAACCGACGGUGUUUGUAUCUCAGCAAUUAAAAGUCUUUUAGAUACAUUUAUCGCAGAAAUGGAUAUAAAUAUUUAAUUGUAAUUCCAUAAA